UCUAUCCUAUUUUCCUAUUUAUUCAUAUAUGUGUAUAUAUUUAUAUAUUUAUAUGAAUAGGGAAUAUAAAAGAGAAUUUUCUGUUUCUUUUCUGCAAACAGUACAUCUGCAAAACAUAUUGAUUUGAAAUCCCAAGACAUGAGUGAGUCAGUAAUGAAAAGGUUUGAAAAAAUCGCUUUUCUUUUGAUUUUAAAAGUGAGAAAAGCUAAAAAGGAGAAGAGACUUGAAAGAUUCUUUUAUUACUUGUCAUGUCCUCUCUUUACCAUCAAUCGAGAUAGCAGUAAUGGAGACUUCCUCUUCUCAUUCACUACUACUCGUACGAUUUUUCUUUUCUUUUUCUCUUUUUGGUUUUACGUUGAUUUGGCAAUUUCGAAUCUGGUAGGAUUUAAAACUGGUCUGUUUCGAGUUUUGGAUUUGUUGUUGAUGUUUGUUGGGCAGACGGUGAAGGUGAGGGUUGUUUGGAGCGGUGAUGGCUGAAUGUAGCAGUAGCUGUGGAGGUGGUGUGGGUGGGAGUAAACAGAAUCAGCAGCAGGUGGCUGUGGUUUCUUCUUCUUCGGUUCCGAUCGUUCUUCCGAUUUCUGCUGGGAGAGAUUUGCCUCCGAAUUACUGCCCCUACCCACCGCCGCUUGCUAAGUAUGAAGAAGUCCUGAGUAAUGGCAAGCUCUUCAUGGAUACGCUUGAGAAGCUCCACGCCACCAUGGGAACGAAAUUCAUGGUGCCUACUAUAGGAGGAAAGGAGCUUGAUCUGCAUCGACUUUUUGUGGAGGUGACUUCUCGAGGUGGUCUUGAAAAGGUCAUUAGAGACAGGAGAUGGAAAGAGAUAACUGCUGUUUUCAGUUUCCCCUCGACAGCUACAAAUGCAUCUUUCAUCUUGCGAAAAUACUAUGUUUCCUUGAUUCAUAAUUAUGAGCAGAUUUAUUUCUUUGGAGCUCAAGUUCCUCCGCCAGUUCCAUCUCCUGCCUCUAUUCCAGUUCAAGGGUCGGUGGAACCUGUUCCACCAUCUUCAGAAGCACAGGCUGCUUCCCAGAAACGGAGGAGAAGCAGAGCGGGGGAGUGUUUGCCUGGAGCGAGUCUUCCGUCGCCAGUGGGUUGUCCGGUCUUUGGAGUCAUUGAUGGGAAAUUCGAACAUGGGUAUUUGGUCACUGUCAUGGUUGGCUCGGAAAAGCUAACAGGAGUACUAUAUCACGCUCCUGAAUACUCAGCAGCCCAAAUGGCACAUUAUUCAAGCAUUGCCAACCAUGGUGGAAAUGGCAAUGCUGCCACACCAGGUGUCCGUCGUCGCAGGCGUAGGAAGAAGUCUGAGAUGAGAAAGAGAGACCCUUCCCAUCCAAAGCCAAACCGAAGUGGGUACAACUUCUUCUUUGCCGAGCAGCAUGCCAGAUUGAAGCCUCUUCAUCCUGGGAAGGACAGGGAAAUCAGUAAGAUGAUUGGUGAACUCUGGAACAACAUAAGCGAGACCGACAAAGCUGUUUAUCAGGAGAAAGGUGUCAAGGAUAAGGAAAGAUACAGGAGUGAGAUGGAGGAGUACAAGGAGAGAUUGAAGACAGGCCCGAUUAUCAGAAAUGCUGUGCCAAUCCAGCAGCGGCCAGCAGUGCCGGAGGCAGUUGAUGUGGAACUGAAAAUAGAGAUGGAGGAAGAAGGUUUUCCUGAAACUCCAGGAAAUGACAGCAGUUCCGAAGAAAGUGACUCUGAGGAGGGAAAACUUGCCGAUAAGGAUUCAGAAGUUGGGGCAUCUCCAGAAGCCGGAACAGCAGAAGGAGAUGGUUUUGAGUUACAAAGGAGGAAUCAUGAUGGUUGAAAUGAGAAUGAGGCUGUCAGGGGGUUUGAGCUUGGACAAUCCAUCAUAAUCAAUGAAAAAAGAGGUACUGACCGAUUGGUAUUUAAUUUUAGUUCGGUUAAAAAAAAAAAAAAAAAAAAUUCUAACAAAGAUGUAGUGAGUUGUUCAUAGCUGAUCGGGCAUAGUCUUACUGAUUAAUAUGAGUUUUCUUUUUCAUGUUCCAUUUGAUUGUUUCUUUGAUUUUCUUUGUAAUCUGCAAUGCAACAUGAAGAUGUCUUUUUUGGGGGAGUUAACACAGCUAAUUUAUACAAUCAAAGCUCGAUUUCGCUGGUA
Molecule: messenger RNA, 2110 nt
Organism: Magnolia sinica
Lineage: Eukaryota; Viridiplantae; Streptophyta; Magnoliopsida; Magnoliales; Magnoliaceae
Product: high mobility group B protein 15-like
Exons: 6
Coding region: 470-1798 (442 amino acids)
Molecular function (GO): DNA binding
Source: RefSeq, a predicted model, not a curated record